Messenger RNA from Lotus japonicus, 1518 nucleotides. RefSeq lists its product as uncharacterized. The transcript is spliced from 3 exons. The record is from RefSeq and is a predicted model, not a curated record. Bases 1 to 1518 code for a protein of 505 amino acids. NCBI's taxonomy places the organism in Eukaryota, Viridiplantae, Streptophyta, Magnoliopsida, Fabales, Fabaceae.
AUGGGGUGCACGACAACAAACAGAGUUGAGGGGGCACAUUCAAAGCUGAAGAAACUAUUGUCCGACAGUAAGGGUGACUUGGUCAUUGCGUGGACUGCGAUGAACAAGCUUAUUAUCAUGCAGCAUGACAAGAUAAAGGAGUCCUUCCAGCUCAGCAUAUUUAUCACAGAGCAUUCUGUGAAUGACCCGUUCUAUAAGCAUUUGCGCGGGUUUGUAUCUAGAGCGGCAUUGCACAUUAUUGUUAAAGAGAAGACUCAAAUUGGCAGGAUUGGGGUUGGUGGUAUAUACUGUGAGUGUGUACUUAGGAGAACCCAUGGACUACCAUGUGCUUGUGAGCUCAUGAAGUUUGAAUCUGUCUCAUUACUUGCAAUUCAUCCACAUUGGAGGAAAUUGACUUGGGAUUCUUCGGACCGUGACAUGGAUCCAACAUUGGGUUUGAGUUUUGAGUCUGAAUUUGACAAAUUACGAACCAAGUUCGAGGAGUCUUCGCACGGAGUUAGAAUGUCGAUCAUUGAGAGCCUUAGAAUGAUUACUUAUCCAGAAACGACUUCUAUGUGCGCUCCAACAAAGAAGAAAACAAGGGGUAGGCCAAUGGGAUCCACUAACAAGCCCAAGAAGUUUGCCAAGGGAUGUGGUGAGACCUCUACAAAGCGCAUUCCUUGUAGAUGGGAGACUAUUGACAAAGAGUAUCCGAGCUCGUGGCGUGAUAGCAACACGACACCAUUACAGGAACCUUCUCCAAAUGUUAAGUCUCAAAAGGUUCCAAAGGUUAGGUCUCAAAAGGCUUCUAAGGCUUCAAAGCUUCCAUCUCAAAAGCCUCCUAAGGCUUCUAAGGUACAAAGUCAUCUGAUCCGGAUGGUGUGUACAAAGGAUAAGAAGCCUGUGAGUAGUUACCUACGUCGGCGCUACCUUAAACAAAUCCCUGAUGAGUUUCAUCCAUUCGUUGUUGACUUUAUAAAUGUAAAGGGAGAUGGCCACUGUGGAUAUAGAUGUGUUGCAUCGUUGAAGGGUCUUGCAGAAGACGAUUGGCCACUUAUACGUAGGGAACUUCUGACAGAGCUUGAUUCGGAUGCUAAUAUGUACAUCAACAUGUUUGGAGCCAGCGAGGUUAACCAAAUGCGUUUAGCUCUAACAGUUAAGGAUACUAAGCCCGUAGGUGAAGACAAGUGGAUGAUGAUACCAAAUAUGGCCUACCUUAUUUCCACAAAAUAUAAGUUCAUAGUGUUGACUAUUGCUAAUAUCGGAUGCAACACUUUUUAUCCGUUAAAAGGAAAGACGGACCUAGUGGAAGAACACAAAUUCAUGCCGAUUGUGCUUGUCAAUAAAGAUCAUUUCGUUGGGGUUACUCUUCGUGAAGGGCAUCCAAUGCCGACCACAGCUCACUUGUGGGCAUACAACUGUCACCCGGAAGCAAAAAAAAGGGAAGAGCCUUACAAAGAGCGCAUUGAAGAAUACGCGGCUUAUCUGAAACAAAAAAAUGGAGGAUGUAGUGAUAUUAUUGACCUUAGUGAUGAUUAA